Molecule: messenger RNA, 899 nt
Organism: Telopea speciosissima
Lineage: Eukaryota; Viridiplantae; Streptophyta; Magnoliopsida; Proteales; Proteaceae
Exons: 2
Coding region: 82-738 (218 amino acids)
Source: RefSeq, a predicted model, not a curated record
ACAGUUUCCGAACCCGACUCCUCCGGCGAAUCACCAGCUCCUCAGCCGCUGAUCUCUCUUCUAGACGAACCAGAGGCGGCAAUGACGGCCAUUACGUGGAUUCUCGUUGCCUUCUCAUUACUGUUCGUUUCUGCUCAAGCCGAUAGUAAAAAUAACCCAGCAGACGAACUUGUGGCAGUGCUUAACAGCAACAGAACAGCACAUAAAUCCUCUGCACUUGCUGAUAAUCUAGGCCUAGGCUGCAUUGCAUUGCAGUAUAUUAAAGCAUAUCAGGGCAAUUGUGAUGAAGUGGGAGGAGCCAAUGCCAAAAAGCCCGCUGAUGCCGACUUUGCACAGACAUUUGCACCCAAUUGCGGAGUUGAAGUUUCAACCCUUGGCCCUAUCACGGGCCGUUUACUUGGUUGUCAGUCCAAAUAUGUCAGUCCUUCUGAAGCAUUCUCAAACAUCCUGAUUAACAACAGCAGGAGUUUGGAUAUGGUGUACAGUAAAAAUCACACAGAAGUGGGGGCUGGCGUGAGUGGCUCUGAUGGUGGAGCUCCAUAUUUCUGGUGUGUGCUCUUCAGUAAUGGCACAGCGAACAGCAGCUUUGUUUUGCAGGAUGGGGUGGCAAAGAUACAGCAUCCUGGUUGCUUUAGUGGCAACAAUGAUGACUGCAGUGGCGCUAAUGCAUGGCAUAGCUCUACCUUGUCACUUGCCAUUGGAGUGUUGAUCACACUGUUUUACGCAUUGGGAUUAUGAUCACUUGAUCGCUCGAUUGGGUUGCAUAGGCUUGAUUGCUAGCUGCAUCACCUGUUUUGUAUUAGUUGGUUUUUUGUUUCUUAGGUAAUUCUUUUUGUGUUAAGUGUGAGAUUACCUGAAUUGUACGUAUCUGUACCACUUCUUUUAGAUGCCUUUCCUCA